AGCUCCGAGGGCGGCUGGCCCGGUCGCGGUCGCGGCUCUUUCCAGCUCCUGGCAGCCGGGCACCUGAAGGAACGGGUCGUGCAACGACGCAGCUGGACCUGGCCCAGCCAUGGACCGAAAAGUGGCCCGAGAAUUCCGGCAUAAGGUGGAUUUUCUGAUUGAAAAUGAUGCAGAGAAGGACUAUCUCUAUGAUGUGCUGCGAAUGUACCACCAGACCAUGGACGUGGCCGUGCUCAUGGGAGACCUGAAGCUGGUCAUCAAUGAACCCAGCCGUCUGCCUCUGUUUGAUGCCAUUCGGCCGCUGAUCCCACUGAAGCACCAGGUGGAAUAUGAUCAGCUGACCCCCCGGCGCUCCAGGAAGCUGAAGGAGGUGCGUCUGGACCGUCUGCACCCCGAAGGCCUCGGCCUGAGUGUGCGUGGUGGCCUGGAGUUUGGCUGUGGGCUCUUCAUCUCCCACCUCAUCAAAGGCGGUCAGGCAGACAGUGUCGGGCUCCAGGUAGGGGACGAGAUCGUCCGGAUCAAUGGAUAUUCCAUCUCCUCCUGUACCCAUGAGGAGGUCAUCAACCUCAUUCGAACCAAGAAAACUGUGUCCAUCAAAGUGAGACACAUCGGCCUGAUCCCCGUGAAAAGCUCUCCUGAUGAGCCCCUCACUUGGCAGUAUGUGGAUCAGUUUGUGUCGGAAUCUGGGGGCGUGCGAGGCGGCCUGGGCUCCCCUGGAAAUCGGGAAAACAAGGAGAAGAAGGUCUUCAUCAGCCUGGUGGGCUCCCGGGGCCUUGGCUGCAGCAUUUCCAGCGGCCCCAUCCAGAAGCCUGGCAUCUUUAUCAGCCACGUGAAACCUGGCUCCCUGUCUGCUGAGGUGGGAUUGGAGACAGGGGACCAGAUUGUCGAAGUCAAUGGCAUCGACUUUUCUAACCUGGAUCACAAGGAGGCUGUGAAUGUGCUGAAGAGUAGCCGCAGCCUGACCAUCUCCAUUGUAGCUGGAGCUGGCCGGGAGCUGUUCAUGACAGACCGGGAGCGGCUGGCAGAGGCACGGCAGCGUGAGCUGCAGCGGCAGGAGCUUCUCAUGCAGAAGCGGCUGGCGAUGGAGUCCAACAAGAUCCUCCAAGAGCAGCAGGAGAUGGAGCGGCAAAGGAGAAAAGAAAUUGCCCAGAAGGCAGCAGAGGAAAAUGAGAGAUACCGGAAGGAGAUGGAACAGAUUGUAGAGGAGGAAGAGAAGUUUAAGAAGCAAUGGGAAGAAGACUGGGGCUCAAAGGAACAGCUACUCUUGCCUAAAACCAUCACUGCUGAGGUACACCCAGUACCCCUUCGCAAGCCAAAGUAUGAUCAGGGAGUGGAGCCUGAGCUCGAGCCCGCAGAUGACCUGGAUGGAGGCACGGAGGAGCAGGGAGAGCAGGAUUUCCGGAAAUAUGAGGAAGGCUUUGACCCCUACUCCAUGUUCACCCCAGAGCAGAUCAUGGGGAAGGAUGUCCGGCUCCUACGCAUUAAGAAGGAGGGAUCCUUAGACCUGGCCCUGGAAGGUGGUGUGGACUCCCCCAUUGGGAAGGUGGUCGUUUCUGCUGUGUAUGAGGGGGGAGCUGCUGAGCGGCAUGGUGGCAUUGUGAAAGGGGACGAGAUCAUGGCAAUCAACGGCAAGAUUGUGACAGACUACACCCUGGCUGAGGCUGAGGCUGCCCUGCAGAAGGCCUGGAAUCAGGGCGGGGACUGGAUCGACCUUGUGGUUGCCGUCUGCCCCCCAAAGGAGUAUGACGAUGAGCUGACCUUCUUCUGAAGUCCAAAAGGGGAAACCAAAUUCACCCUUAGGAAACAGUGAGCUCCGGCUCCACCUCGUGAACACAAAGCCUCGGACCAGCCUUGAGAGAGGCCACACUACACACACCAGAUGGCAUCCUUGGGACCUGAAUCUAUCACCCAGGAAUCUCAGACUCCCUUUGGCCCUGAACCAGGGCCAGAUAAGGAACAGCUCGGGCCACUCUUCUGAAGGCCAACGUGGAGGAAAGGGAGCAGCCAGCCGUUUGGGAGAAGAUCUCAAGGAUCCAGACUCUCAUUCCUUUCCUCUGGCCCAGUGAAUUUGGUCUCUCCCAGCUCUGGGGGACUCCUUCCUUGAACACUAAUAAGACCCCACUGGAGUCUCUCUCUCUCCAUCCCUCUCCUCUGCCCUCUGCUCUAAUUGCUGCCAGGAUUAUCACUCCAAACCUUACUCUGAGCUCAUUAAUAAAAUAAACAGAUUUAUUUUCCA
This is a messenger RNA of Gorilla gorilla gorilla (western lowland gorilla), 2236 nucleotides long. RefSeq names its product USH1 protein network component harmonin (gene USH1C). Gene Ontology annotation, molecular function: protein binding. The coding region runs from base 110 to 1768 and encodes 552 amino acids. NCBI's taxonomy places the organism in Eukaryota, Metazoa, Chordata, Mammalia, Primates, Hominidae. The transcript has 21 exons. Gene Ontology annotation, biological process: auditory receptor cell morphogenesis; sensory perception of sound; inner ear receptor cell stereocilium organization. The record is from RefSeq and is a predicted model, not a curated record. Gene Ontology annotation, cellular component: stereocilia ankle link complex; plasma membrane; stereocilium tip.